AUGGGGCUGGGGGCGUCGCGGGGCCGUCGGCGCCACUGCCGAGCGCGGGCCACGCGGGCAGCCCAGGCACGUGGCAAAAGAGGGAGUAUCUGUGAACAGCUGGAGAUGUUUAGCCAGAGCAGGGAUGACCGAAGAAGGGAUGAAGACUGUGAGAGAAUAGGAGGAAGAAAUCAUUCGCCUUUGAAAGAUAACCUUUCACCAUGGGAAGAGUGGUUCAUCUGCAAAGAGAGGGAACUACGUGACCGUUUACAAGCUAGAGCUCUGGAGAAAAUUAAUCUACAACUUGAGAAAACAAAAGAAAAGCAAGAUUCUGAAAGGAGGAGAAGAUUAGCUGAAGAGAAGCACAAGGAGUGGGUGCAAAGAAAAAAAGAAGAGGAAAGAAGGGAAAGGGAACGAAAACUGAGUAAAGAGAUGGCAGAAAAAGCCACAAGGGAACUAGAAAAAAUGCAGUUACAAGAAAAGGCCAAAUUAAAGUAUAAAGAAUGGUUAAAGAAGAAAAGAGCUGAAGAGUCAGAAAAGAAGAAGAGAGAGAAGGAAAAGGAAAAACAAAGGCAAGCUGAGCUACAGGAGAAGAAAGAGAGAUCAGAGAAGAUCUUUAAGGAAUGGCUACAUAACGCUAGAAAUAAAGCACGCCCUGUUUUAAAUGGCCAUAGCUACCCACAUGGGAAGUCUACAGGGUGUUAUGAUGGAAUUUCCUAUCCAGCUCCAGCAUACUGUAACCCCAUUCCUUGGAAACCAAUACAUGUACCUCCUCCAAAGGAAGAUGGUAGCGUUAGCGUGAAGAGCAGCAAGAGAAGUGCAUACCCUCAGUCACGUAGAUCUUCACCUAUGGUCAUCUGUAAGCCCCAAACCACUUGUUGUGUAGGAUCCUUACAUAGAAAGCAGUUAUAG
Messenger RNA from Tinamus guttatus (white-throated tinamou), 891 nucleotides. Lineage: Eukaryota; Metazoa; Chordata; Aves; Tinamiformes; Tinamidae. The record is from RefSeq and is a predicted model, not a curated record.